AUGUCCGACCAGCCGCUCUACGAUGAGUUCGGCAAUUACAUAGGGCCCGAUAGCGAUGUUGACGACGCCUCUGAUUACGAGAGCUCCGAAUACGGCGGGGAGGCAGCCGCGGCGGCUAGCCAAGAGGCAGUGCCGAUGGACACCACCGAAGACGGCGCCCCUGUCGAGCAGAGGAUCGUCUUGGCGGAGGACAAGAAGCAUUAUCCCGAUGCCGAUGAAGUCUAUCCAGAGGCUGAAGUCGUAUUCCAAGAUGAAGAUACCCAACCGUUGACCCAACCCAUCAUUGCCCCUACAAAGACCUUUGACUUUGAUAAGCUGGAGAAGGAGGUCCCCGAGCUGGUUUAUGAUUAUCAUUUCCUAGCGGGUCUGAUGGAGCACCCCAGCCUCAUCAGAAACGUCGCUGUUGUCGGUGGCCUCCAUUCGGGGAAGACUCUGCUGUGUGAUUUGCUGGUCUCCCACACGUGGGCUGACAGGAAUAAGAAGCUCGGGAAUCUCGAUAAGGAGGAGCUCAACAGCUAUAUCAGAGAAGAAUGCGAGCUGAUGGGCUUGGACAAGGACGACUACGUGGUGUCUCCCAUCAGAGGCAAUCUCGCCUUUGCCAGUGGGCUCUACCAGUUCGUCUUUACUACCUACUCGUUCGCCAAGUACUAUGUAGAGGCCAAUACUGAGGCCUUCCGAACCAGUGGGGCCGAUCAGAACAAUGAGUCCAACGGUCUGCCGGCAGCCUUUGGGCGAGCCUCUCAGGAAGGGGGUCUGCAGCCGCACCAAGUUAACGAGUGUGCUAGACGGUUGGCACGUGGCAUGUGGGGUGAUGUAUGGCGCGACAAGAAGACAGGACAGUUCGUGAAGUCCCCGCCAAAGGACCAGGGGGAGGUUCAGCGCACCUUCGUCGAGUUCUUCCUAGUGCCACUGUAUAAGAUGAUCGGUCAUACCAUUGGCGAGGAGCAGGAGUCUUUACAAGUGACUCUAGGGGAUGUUGGCAUCUAUCUAUCUCAGAAGGAUUACUACGCUAAGUCCACUAAGUCCCUUCUCAAGAAGGUUCUGUCGCAGUUCUUCGGCGGUCCUCAGCCGCUCAUUGACCAGAUCGUAGCAAAGCUCCCGAGCCCUCAGGAGAACGCUGCUAAUAAGAUCUCUAAGAUCUACUCUGGCAAUCAGACCAGCCAGAUCGCUGAUGACAUGCGCAACCUCCGUGCCAACGGGGAGCUGCUGGUCCACACCUCGAAGAACUAUCACAGGUCCGACAUGUCCGGCUUUGACCUCUUCGGUAGAGUCAUGUCUGGCACCUUACGAGUUGGGGAUAAGGUUAAAGUGCUAGGAGAGCGCUAUACGUUGGACGAUCCUGAGGACUCCAAGGUGGAGACAAUCGAGCAGCUGUGGAUAUACGAAGGAAGGUACCGCGUUGAGGUAUCUCAUGUGCCUGCAGGCAACUGGGUCCUCAUUGGAGGAUCAUUGGAUUCGGCUGUAGUCAAGACAAGUACAAUAAUAGCUGCAGACAAUACAGAUGAUGUGGAGAUCUGUCGGCCUCUGAAGUUCGCGACUACUGGUUCUGUUAAGAUUGCCUGCGAGCCGCUCAAUCCGUCAGAGCUUCCUAAAAUGCUCGAAGGGCUUAGGAAGAUCGACAGGUCCUUCCCGCUCGUACAGUGCAAGGUGGAGGAGUCGGGAGAGCACGUUAUCAUCGGCACUGGCGAACUCUACUUGGACGUUAUACUACAUGACUUGAGGAAGCUGUAUGGCGAUAUCGAAAUCAAGGUCUCGGAUCCUGUGGUUCCCUUUUGUGAGACGGUGAUAGAAACGUCACAGUUCAAGUGCUCAGCGGAGAGUACCAAUAAGCAGGCUAAGCUUUACAUGAUUGCCGAGCCGCUGGAGAAGGGGAUAGCAGAAGCGAUUGAGUCUGGUGUUGUGACGGGUCUUACUCCUACGAAGGAGAGGGCGGAUAUCUUCGGCAAGCAGUUCGGCUGGGAUAAGCUUGCUGCCAGGAACAUUUGGGCUUUCGGGGCUGACCCUAUCCACGGCACUAAUGUGAUCCUCAAUGAGACGCUCGCGACUGAUGCGGAGGCUAGGAACUCCCUCAACUUGAUUCGGGACAGUGUUGUGUCGGGCUUCCAGUGGGCGACUCGAGAAGGCCCUCUCUGUGAGGAUAACGUUCGCAACGUCAAGUUCAAGCUCUUGGAUGUGGUCACCACGAAUGCUGGCGGUAUUGGUCUCGGAUCGGGUCAGAUCAUCCCAGUAGCCCGACGAGUGGCCUACAGUAGUAUGCUAAUGGCCACGCCCAGGUUGAUGGAGCCGAUGAUGUUCGCCGAGAUAGACUGCCCAGCUGACUGUGUCUCGGCCGUCUACACCGUCCUGUCCCGUCGUAGAGGACAUGUCCUUAAGGAUGUCCCUCGACCCGGCACUCCUCUCUUCUGCGUCUACGCCUACAUCCCCUCCAUUGAGACCUUCGGCUUUGAGACAGAUCUCCGAACACAUACUUCUGGCCAAGCAUUCGGCACUACAGUCUUCGACCACUGGUCGGUGGUGCCAGGGGAUCCGCUAGACUCGUCUAUAAUACUGCGUCCUCUAGAGCCGGCACCACAGCCGCAUCUGGCUAGGGAGUUCGUGAUCAAGACUCGCCGUCGUAAGGGUAUCGGUGAAGAUAUCAACGCCCAUAAGUACUUUGACGAUCCGGAGUUGGUGAGCGGUCUUUCGCGAGUCGCUAGAUAA
Perkinsus marinus ATCC 50983 is the source of this 2700-nucleotide messenger RNA. RefSeq names its product Snu114p GTpase, U5 snRNP-specific protein, 116 kDa, putative. The transcript has 22 exons. The record is from RefSeq and is a predicted model, not a curated record. Gene Ontology annotation, cellular component: cytosol; U2-type catalytic step 2 spliceosome; U4/U6 x U5 tri-snRNP complex. Bases 1 to 2700 code for a protein of 899 amino acids. Gene Ontology annotation, molecular function: U5 snRNA binding; GTP binding; translation elongation factor activity. Lineage: Eukaryota; Perkinsozoa; Perkinsida; Perkinsidae. Gene Ontology annotation, biological process: mRNA splicing, via spliceosome.